GCGAGGCAGGCUUGGCUGGUUGGAGGACGAGCUGAAGGAGACUGCGCUCACAUGAAACCCGACCUAUCACAUCCUGCCUUAGGACCCGGGUUGGCCAUCCUUUGCCUGAGAAAGUUGCCCGUAUUUCUCGUAAUGGAGUAUGGGAAGGAAAGAGUCGUGGCAUUAGUCGACAUGGACUGUUUCUACGUGCAAGUAGAGCAAAGGCUGAAUCCUGCCCUUAAGAAAACUCCCUGUGUAGUGGCCCAGUAUAAGACCUGGAAAGGCGGCGGGAUCAUAGCUGUUAGCUACGAGGCCAGGGCCCAUGGUGUCACCAAGAACAUGUGGGUGGACGAUGCCAAGAAGCUGUGCCCGGAUCUCCAGGUGGCACGAGUGCGCGAAUCUCACGGAAAGGCGGACCUGACCCCUUACAGGGAGGCCAGCGUGGAAGUAAUCCAAGUGAUGUCUCGCUUUGCGGUGGUCGAGCGGGCCAGCAUCGACGAGGCCUACAUGGACUUGACUGCAGCUAUUCAGCAGCAGCUGAAGGACAUGGCGGACAAACAAAUACAGCCUCACCAGCUGAGGACCACCUGCAUUCAAGGGUACCCUCACAAUUCAUCCGAAGGAGAGGAAGAACCUGCUGAGGAUCCCAUUCUGGACAAAGAGAAGCAGAGGUCCACAGGUGUGCUACAGUGGCUGGCGUCUCUGCCCAUGCACAACUCAGCAGAGCUUCAGCUCACCGUGGGGGCCCUCAUUGUGGAGGAAAUGAGGGCGGCUGUGGAGCAGCACACGAGCUUCCAGUGUUCAGCUGGGAUCUCACACAACAAAGUGCUGGCUAAACUGGCGUGCGGGUUGAACAAACCAAAUCGACAGACCGUUUUGCCACUGGACUCCGUGACCGAACUUUUCAACACACUACCCAUUAGCAAGAUACGGAACCUGGGCGGAAAACUGGGGGUCUCGGUCACAGAAGCGCUUCAUGUGGAGCACAUGGGGGAGCUGACUCGCUUCUCUCAGGCUCAACUGGGGCACCACUUUGGAGAGAAGACCGGUCAGUGGCUGUAUGAUUUGUGUCGGGGCAUUGACUUUGAAGCGGUGAAACCCAGGCAGCUGCCAAAAUCAAUUGGCUGCAGUAAGAACUUCCCUGGGAAAACAUCACUGGCGACAAAAGAGCAGGUCCAGUAUUGGCUUCAUCAGCUGGCUUUGGAGCUGGAGGAGAGGCUGACCAAGGACAGAGAAGUGAACAGUCGCGUAGCAAAACAGCUAACGGUCGGCGUCCGACAGCUGGGUGACAAGCGGCAGAGCAGUUUCUCGCGCUGUUGCGCUCUCGUGCGCUACGAUGCCGCCAAGUUGUCGGCCGACAGCUUCGCCAUCAUCAAGAGCCUCAACGCGGCGGGAAACCAGCAGGUGGCAUGGAGUCCACCGCUCACGCUGCUGCACCUCUCGGCCAGCAAAUUCUCCGACGCCCCUUCAGCCUCAGCUGGGGGCAUCGCGGGCUUUCUCAGCGCAGACGCGCCUUCCACUCAAAGCGUUCUCUCCGCCAGCCAUGCCCCACGCAAAUCACCCGCCACCAUUGAUUCCUUCUUUCACAGGCAGCAAACAGAAUCUCAGUCGACUCCAUCGUGUUCCCUCUCUUCUCCGAGUCCUUCUAAAGGCACUUUGGCAGACCCUCGCACAAGCAUCGCCUCGUUUUUCCGGAAGAAAAAUGCAGAAACUGGUUUGAAUCCAAGCCACGAUGGUGAAAAGCGAGCAGAUGGCUUUCCCACCCACACUGAGGACACAGCAGAAGAUGUGCUCAAGUGUCAUCGCUGCGGCCAGAACGUGCCGGCGUGGGAGAUGCCCGAACACAAUGACUAUCAUUUCGCCUUGGACCUACACAAAUCCUUUUCCCCUUCUUGUUCUUCCUCCUUUGUCAGAAGGGAACCUCCUGCUGGGGCAUCGCCGUCCUCUCAGCUUAAAACUAAAAGCAGAGUGUCAGGAGGACCCCAAGCCAAAAGACAUUGCUCACAAGGAGGAGGAGGAAGUACGGGGACUCUGGAUUCUUUUUUCCAAAGAUACUAAUCUUUAUAUGUGAAAGUGCCCCCGUAUAGAUUUCAGGAACAAAUACAGUGAUGUCUAGAGAGUGGACCAAGUUGAGACGUUCAUCUAUUUUUUUUUUUUUCUUUUUUGGGACUUGCAGUUGCGAGCAAUACGAGUUAUGGGAGAUCUUGAGAUAUACCACUUAAAAUGCAACAAUUAAGGCACUGUUGUUAUGUCCCCACAUGUGGGCAAGGACAGCCACAGUCACCUUCAGCCAUUUAUUGAAAGGAAAAAACAGUCAAUUACAAAUAUACAAAAUUAGAACCUUCACCAGUACUCAAGUAGUAGUCAACCUAGACCCUGAUGUCAUGCCCCUUAAACAUAAAUAAUACAGUAUGUAACAAUUAAAAGAACAUUGAACAUUAGUUUUUACACAAUACAGUGAGUGCCAUUUUCUUCAUUGGCUGUAAGGGAUAAUACUAUUUCUGUUCAUUUAAAUCAAGAAUAAUUGAUGUAAUGAUGGUUGAGUAGAUUUAAUCAUUAAUUUUUGCCACUGAAUAAAUUAAACUCCAGUUAAGAUAUGGUGUAAGAAUUAUAAUUGAAGAUUAUUAAAUUGUCCAUGAUUGUGAAUGUUUUUUUUAAAUUUCAGCCUAUCAUUGGCUGGCAGGCAGCCCACCUUAUUCAAAGUCAGCUGCGUUAGUCUCUAACUCACUUGCAACUCUAAUGAGGAUUUAAAUUGAAUGAAUUACAAUAACUUUGUUGUUUGUCAGUGACAUUUGCUCUUAGAGAAUAAAAAUCAACAUUGGACCCCGACUGGACCUGUUCUAAAGGAUUUUAUACUCAUUUUACAUGUUUUUUUCUUGGUGAAAAAAAGAAAUAAAGUAGACCUUUCCACUAUUUGCACAAACCUGAAUAAAAUCUCAUUGGAACUUUCAAAAGUCCCCAAAAGGUAACCCAAACAUACUUGUAAUUUUUAAAAAAAAGCACUUUGUUUGACUGUUCUAUCUGAUUUUUAUCAUUAUUGAUUACAUGUUGACCAAAAGAUAAAUGUAGAAUUUAGACUAUGUUCCGUCAUAACCACCCAGUUAUGCGAAUGUUCCAUAAAGUGUCCAUAAUUUUAAAAAUAAAACUGUUCAAAAGUCAGUGCUCUUUUACGUAGAACCAUGAGUCUAUAAUUAUUAUAAUCAAUCCAUCCAUUUUCUGAGCCACUAAUCCUCAAGAGGGUCACGGAAGUGCUGAAGCCAAUCCCAGCUGUCAUCGGGCAGGAAGCAGGGUACACCCUGAACUGGUUGCCAGCCAAUCCCAUCUUUUGAUCAUCUUAAAACAAAUUAAUAGACUGCACCUCAAGGAGGCGCAUCGAGUUAAUAUUCUGAAAAAUAUGUCAUAUUAGAUACUUGGAAUGGCACAUGACCAGAGAGAGAAAUUCACAUUGAAAACAACAAAACAGCCUUUUUGAAAACAAAUGAUAAGAAAAAAAACCCUCAUUUUCCUACACUUAUUUUCCUUUUUUGUUGCUUGUAACACUUGCUGAUCCUUAAAAGACUGAAAAUGUUGAGAUAUGAUGUUGAUGAGCCCUUGUAAAUAUUGUAUGAUUUGUAACAUUUCUAUUGUUCCACUUGUCUUUCCCUAAUUGCAAUAUCCACCUGAUUUGAAAUACAUACUGUACACUCACAAUGUUUGAAGUAAGAGCUGGGUAGUAAUUACUGACACUUUACUUUGAAGAAUAAUUUAGUUUAGUUUUAAUUCUUACUUGACUGAUGUUUUAGCUAUUUUUCUUAGGCAAAAGAAUAGAAAAUAAUGGAAUCUUAUUUUAAUUGUAAUUUAUAAAGACAAAACACAAUUAAAUUCUGUGUAAAUCGUCCAACACAAUGGGCUAAUGGUUCUAACCGGGACAUCUACCUCCUAAUGAAAAUGUUUUGUUUUUUUACAAACAUUUCCAGUUAAUUGUCAAAAAUCAUAGCAAAACUAGCGUCCCACCCCCUUAGCAUUUUGAGGAGAAACUGUCCAGUAAAUUUAUUGUAUUUUAUAAAUGGGUAUAUCAUAUCAAGGCAUUAAGUUUUGGAAAAAAAGGCUGAUAUUAUUCUAUUAAUUUUUAAUCCCACCAAUUCCAAUUCUUAACAAUAAACAGUUCAAACUGCAUAGAAGUCACAUUUUAAUGUGAUAAAAGCUUCAUUUAAUACACCAAUUGGAUCUGUACAUAGUUCAUGUGAUUAUACACUUUGCAUUCAAAAUGGGAUAAACAAGUCAUAAAGCUUCAACAAGUUUGAUUGUAAAAUGUAAAAACUACUAGAAAUACACCUGAGAUGCACAAAAACACAAAAUGUAUAGCUAGAUAUAUAUUACAAAAGGUUGAAAUAUGCUCUUGAAAAAACCACAACAUAAUGAUAGAAUGGGGUGUGUAACUGUAAAGUUGAUGUAACAGUGCGGCAGUCAUAUAAGAUAGUUGGUAAAAAGAAUUAUCGUAAGGCCUACAGUAGUCUUGGUUUGGAGUAGUACCAAACAGUCAAACGAUUUGGUACAAAUAUUUGCAUUUUGAACUAGUAGCACCAGCUUUAAGAUUUUUUUGAAACUGCUUGAAUGACUUGUGUUGUGUUGGAAGGCACUUCCAUGAGGCACUGCGUGUUUGUGUGCAUGCAACGUCAGUAACUUCAAGAGCCUGCGGCAAAUAUAUUUGAAAGAAAAUGGCUUUUACUUUCAAAUUCACGCUGUGCAGCAAGUCUUAGGUUGCCCGUAUUAUUCUUUUUUUUGUAUCAAUGCUAUCUAAUAAAAUACACUCACUGGAGAACUUAAGCCAAGGGAACAAAUGUAAAAAAUACAGUGGAACCUCAGAAUUUGAACGUAUCAUUGGUAGUACAAAUCGGUUUUUGGAUAAAAAAAAAAAAAAAAAAAAAAAAGAAAA
This is a messenger RNA of Syngnathoides biaculeatus (alligator pipefish), 4894 nucleotides long. RefSeq names its product polymerase (DNA directed), eta (gene polh). Lineage: Eukaryota; Metazoa; Chordata; Actinopteri; Syngnathiformes; Syngnathidae. Bases 52 to 2037 code for a protein of 661 amino acids. The transcript has 11 exons. Gene Ontology annotation, cellular component: site of double-strand break; nucleus; replication fork. The record is from RefSeq and is a predicted model, not a curated record. Gene Ontology annotation, molecular function: damaged DNA binding; DNA-directed DNA polymerase activity. Gene Ontology annotation, biological process: error-prone translesion synthesis; response to radiation.